CAAUUGUCCGUUGUUAAUAGCACGUGAAAAAAUGUCAGAUUCCAAAAGUAAGAAAGUAUUUGCCGUCAUGAGAAUUAUUUUGAUGUGUGCAGGUUUUUGGAAUCAAUCUAUCAGCAAGAACCGUUUAAUUAACAAAAUUUUCCACGGCUAUUCAGUGUUUGUGAAACUUUCUUGCUUGGUAUUUUGGUUGUUAAUACUAGCCGAAACGUCCCGAUUAAUAAUAUGCCAAUACGAAAUAACUAUUAUUACUGCAAGUGUGGCCAUCUUGCUUACUGAUACCAAGAUUGUCGUAAAAAUCGUGAUUUUUUUAAAACACAACAUCCUGGAUAUUGUCGCAGAUGUAAUUGAGAAUAAGGAUGAAAUCAGAACAGAGCAUUAUAAGGAAAUUAAAAUGUUGUAUGAUAGAAAAGCAAAUUUUUUGAAAUUUGCAAUUAGUGUACUUGGAGGUAGUACUACUGGUGCGGUAUUUUUGCUACAGGGUUCUGGCGGUGCUCUCGUAUUACAAGACAGAAAACAUAACAAACUGUUUAAUGAUACAGUAGAAACCCAUGGUAUGUAUCAAACAAUUUUCCCCCUACACCGAAACAACCAUAUAUAUUGGUUAUUCGCAACUGAAGUGUUUUGGUCAUAUCUUGGAAUAACGGCUAACAUUGUAACACAACUUAUUUGUGUAAUAAUCCUUUUGCACGCUGCGUCGCGAUUAGAAGUUUUACAAGUUCGAUUCAAACAUUUAAUAAUGCCAGACUUUCAAAUAAAGGCAUCUGAUGAAGAUAUGAAAGCAAAGGUGACGGAAUUGAAAAGUAUUAUUAGAAAAUAUCAGCUUACUAUAAGAUUUAUAAAUGAGUUCAACCAGUCAACUAAGUAUAUUACUAUGAUAGAGUUUUGUUUGAGUACAUUCGAUAUGGCAUCAUGCUGUGCCAGUUUAACUAAGAUGAAAGGCUAUGAGUCUGUGUGGUUACUUUUCUUCAUGAUGGUUUUGCUAACGCAAUUGUACCUUAUCGGGUGGACUGCAAACGAAAUCAGAGUCCAGAGCGAAGCCAUUGCCACUGCUCUGUACGAAAGCAACUGGUAUGAGCUGAAUAAAGAAGGCAGGCAGCUUAUAUUAAUUUCAAUGAUACGGGCGCAAAGGCCCUUAAAUAUAAACAUUGGUCCAAUGGGUCCUAUGACUACUAGGUCCAUUCUUACAGUACUUAAAGGGGCAUACUCUUACAUAAACAUCAUGCGUUAAUUUCUGCAUAUUACUUGUGAUGCUUUUUACUACAGACCUGCAAAAAACUGUGUACUUUAGAAGCUGUAGGUUUGUUAACUAGACGGAAAAAUUGAAAAUACAUAUUAAGUUAUUUCUUAAGAGAAACACAUUUUAUGAAUGUAUAGGUUAAUAAUAAAUAAAUAAUGAAGCGUUA
This is a messenger RNA of Dendroctonus ponderosae (mountain pine beetle), 1403 nucleotides long. RefSeq names its product odorant receptor Or2. Lineage: Eukaryota; Metazoa; Arthropoda; Insecta; Coleoptera; Curculionidae. The transcript has 6 exons. The record is from RefSeq and is a predicted model, not a curated record. Bases 32 to 1228 code for a protein of 398 amino acids. Gene Ontology annotation, biological process: sensory perception of smell; detection of chemical stimulus involved in sensory perception of smell. Gene Ontology annotation, cellular component: plasma membrane. Gene Ontology annotation, molecular function: olfactory receptor activity; odorant binding.